AUGUCUAUUAAGGAUCUUAGACUCAAAUGUCUUGUUCCGGGUGAUGAUAAUUUUUUUGAAAUAAUACCUCGUGAUGAUGAUAACACAAUUGUUCACCUCAAAUGUAGAAUCAAAGAAGAAAGGGAUGAUCUAUUUGGUGGAAUGAAAUCAUCUGAUAUCAUUAUCUACAAGUCUUAUUCUACACAAUCAGCUAAAGAAAUGAUUGAAACGUGUAAAGUAAGAAGAGAUGAUGAAUAUGGCGUGAAGUUAUCUGACACUGAAUCGAUUUCUAAUCAUUUUCCUAAUACAAUGAUUGAGCAUAAGACAGAAAUUCACGAAGACAAAAGCGAUAUUAUUGCUAAAUUAGAUGAUGACACUGCAUCUUACAAAGCAAAUUCUGAUGAUAUUUCUAAUUCUGAUAUAUACCAGGAGACGAAUAUUCAAUACCCUGAACCACCUAUUCGUACGGAGUCUAAAUCCCCACAUUCUCAUUCCUUGAAUUCGAGGCCAGAAAGAAUGAAAAUAUAUAAAUUGUCUCAGAAAGGUAAUAAUUGUCUUCCCGAUCAUGAACAAACGAAGUGCAAUGAGUUAUCGGGGGAGAUCGAAUUUUUAGAACGAAUGAUGCAGAGCAUCGAAUAUCCCAAUUCUCCUAUAUCAUAUGAUAAAGAUAAAUCAUCAUAUAUUGCUUCCGAAAUAAGUGAUCAGCAAAAAACUAUUCCGAAUACCCCCUUACCAGUGGAAUAUCUUGACGAUUCUGAUGAAAUUGAGCUUACUAAAAAUCAAAAUAUAGAAUUAGAUUUAAUACGAGAUUUGCGGAAUGCUUAA
Messenger RNA from Acaulospora morrowiae, 804 nucleotides. The record is from the annotation of a GenBank genome assembly. NCBI's taxonomy places the organism in Eukaryota, Fungi, Glomeromycota, Glomeromycetes, Diversisporales, Acaulosporaceae.